Messenger RNA from Fraxinus pennsylvanica, 621 nucleotides. The record is from the annotation of a GenBank genome assembly. Lineage: Eukaryota; Viridiplantae; Streptophyta; Magnoliopsida; Lamiales; Oleaceae.
AUGGAAGGUGCAGAAGAAGUUGCAGUAUGUGCAGAGAUUGAUACAAGUGCACCAUUCCGAUCAGUUAAAGAGGCCGUCGUCUUGUUCGGUGACCGGGUUUUAGCCGGUGAGCUCUAUGCCAACAAGCUCAAACAGACUGCAAAGAUGCAGAUGCAGGAUGAAGCCAGUGAAUAUGGCCGCAUCCCUUCGAGGCUUGGAACUGUGACAGCUGAGUUAGAGGAGACAAAGCAAAGCCUUCAAAAGGCACAGGAGGAAAGCAUGCAAAUGGCAAGGUGCCUCUCUACUUUACAAGAAGAACUCGAAAGGACUAAAAUGGAGCUUCAACAACUAAUGCAACACGAAAAAUGCUUGCUCGAUUUAGAGAUUAAUGGAGAGCUCAAAUUUGUCGAAGACUCUACAAAAUUACGAGUAAAGGAAACAUGUUCUGAAAAAAUUGAGUUUCAGAAAAAGAAAUAUGUGAGAUUUGCAAAUCCUCCAUCUGUUUCUCAAAUUUUAGUACCGGAACCAAGUGAUGAUGCUGUGCUCAAAAGGCACCCUUCUCUAAAGAAGAAGAAGAACAAGAAGCAAUUGAUCCCACUUAUUGGAAGGAUUUUUUCAAUAAUUAAAAGGAAUCCUGAAUAA